Cladocopium goreaui is the source of this 567-nucleotide messenger RNA. The record is from the annotation of a GenBank genome assembly. Lineage: Eukaryota; Dinophyceae; Suessiales; Symbiodiniaceae.
AUGGCCCUACAACGCGUUGCGCGCUGUGGGUGUUGCCACCUUGCCGGAGUCGCUCGAGUCACUCGAGUCGCUCGAAUCGCUCUGCUUGCGCUCUUUCUGGCGUCCUUCGAAGCUUCCACCAGUUUCGCAGAGAGCUUUUGGCGAGCACUUCCCCGACGAAGUAUCCCUUUGGCACUGACACUUGAAGGGCUUUCUCAAGUGGCAUUUGCUGAUGAUGAUGGGGAGUCAACUUCAGGCUUCAACGUGUUUUUACUUCUGGUGCCUGUUGCGGUGAUAGCUUUGUUGCAGUGGGUCUUCUCUCUUCGACCAAAGAAGGAAGAGGGGGGCGAUGGAUAUGCAUCCACAACGCUGCGGGGCAGAGAUAGCAAUGAGAAUCUCCAGAGAAAAAUCAAAAAGAUGGAGGAGGAGCAGAGGUUGGAGGACUUGAGAACCCAGAAAUUGCUGGAAGCUGCUAGUGCCCGUUCUCGUGGUGUUUUCUCAGAUGAACUAGACCAGGAGUGCGACCUAGAAGAUGAAGACUUGUACAGUUCAGAUUUGAAGGCACAAUUGCGCGCAGCUCAAGAUUAG